UGGCCGGCGGCGGGCGCCGAGGGGCCCAAUGGGAGCCGCGGCCGGCCGCCCCGCCCCGCGCCGCCGGACGUCUGUGCCGGGACAUGGCCGCCGCCGGACUCGGGUCCUUGAGCUGAACGCCCUCCUCCCGCAGCAGACCGUUACCGUCAGCCGUGCGAGCCGACCGGGCCGCCGCGGCGGAGUAGGCGGCUGCAGCGGGCGGAGCGGCCGACCACAUGGCGUCCAUCUUACUGAGGCGAUGCCGCGCCCGGGAUCCCGCCCGGCUCCCGCGGCCCCGCGUCGCCGCCCCGAGGGGUGCUCUGGGGGACCGAGCAUGUCUCAGCUGUGCCAGCACCGUGGGCUUGAUAAACCGCAUGAACAUCCCAUCUGGCUGUUGUGCCCGCUUCCACCCUGGGUACCUUUCUUUCAGAGGUGACACCCUCCUUGGCUCAUGGACUCCAAGGCCUGAUCACCCAUGGUCAGUGGCCAGGGCACCGUGGGUUCCUGCUUUGACAGGGAGUGCUGCCACGGGGCUACAGCUUCUUUCCGUACGUGGCUGGCACUCUUCUUCUCCGCGAGGCGAUGACUCGGUGGUGGAGAAGUCCCUCAAGUCCUUGAAGGACAAGAACAAGAAGCUGGAGGAGGGGGGCCCUGUGUACAGCCCCCCUGCAGAGGUGGCCGUGAAGAAGUCGCUGGGGCAGAAGGUUCUGGACGAGCUGAAGCACUACUACCAUGGCUUCCGCUUGCUCUGGAUUGACACCAAGAUCGCUGCACGCAUGCUCUGGCGCAUCCUCAAUGGCCACACCCUGAGCCGCCGUGAGCGCAGGCAGUUCCUCCGGAUCUGUGCUGACCUCUUCCGGCUGGUACCUUUCCUGGUCUUCGUGGUAGUGCCCUUCAUGGAGUUCCUUCUGCCGGUGGCCGUGAAGCUCUUCCCCAACAUGUUGCCAUCUACUUUCGAGACUCAGUCUAUCAAGGAGGAGCGGUUGAAGAAGGAGCUGCGAGUCAAGCUGGAGCUGGCCAAGUUUCUUCAGGACACCAUUGAGGAGAUGGCCUUGAAGAACAAGGCGGCCAAAGGGAAUGCCACCAAAGACUUUUCCAUGUUUUUCCAGAAGAUCCGAGAGACCGGUGAGAGGCCCAGCAAUGAGGAGAUCAUGCGCUUUUCCAAACUGUUCGAGGAUGAGCUGACCCUGGACAACCUGACGCGGCCGCAGCUUGUGGCUCUAUGCAAGCUGCUGGAGCUGCAGUCCAUUGGCACCAACAACUUCCUGCGCUUCCAGCUCACCAUGCGGCUGCGCUCCAUCAAGGCCGAUGACAAGCUCAUCGAUGAGGAGGGCGUGGGCAGCCUAAAUGUCAAGGAGCUGCAGGCGGCUUGUCGGGCUCGAGGAAUGCGUGCCCUCGGCGUCACAGAAGAUCGGCUGAGGGACCAGCUGAAGCAGUGGCUGGAGCUUCACCUGCACCAGGAGAUCCCAUCCUCGUUGCUCAUCCUCUCCCGGGCCAUGUACCUCCCAGACACACUCUCCCCUGCUGACCAGCUCAAGUCCACACUGCAGACCCUACCGGAGACAGUGACGAAGGAGGCCCAGAUGAAAGUGGCUGAGGUGGAAGGCGAGCAGGUGGACAAUAAGGCCAAGCUUGAGGCCACACUGAAGGAGGAGGCGGCCAUUCGGCAGGAGCACAGGGAGAAGGAGCUGGAGCGGCGCUCGGAGGGGGCGGAAGCAGAGCCUGAAGUACUGGUAGAAGCUGCCCCUGGGAGGCCAGUGGUCGAUGUGCAGUCACAGGUGGCCAGUGUGACCCCUUCAUCUGAGGUCUUGAAAGAUACAGCCCCUGUCCUGGAAGGCCUGAAGGGAGAGGAAAUAACCAAGGAGGAGAUCGAUGUCCUUAGUGAUGCCUGCUCGAAACUCAAGGAGCAGAAGCAGCCUCUGACAAAGGAGAAGGAGGAGCUGGAGCUGCUGAAGGAAGAUGUGCAGGACUACAGUGAGGACUUACAAGAAAUCAAGAAGGAACUUUCAAAGACGGGAGAGGAAAUGUAUGUGGAAGAGUCUAAAGCCAGCAAGAGGCUGACGAGACGGGUGCAACAGAUGAUCGGGCAGAUGGACAGCCUGCUCUCACAACUCGAGGCAGACCAGAAGGCUGGCAAGCUCGGUCCUGCCACCGAGGGUGCCCCAUCUGGGGAGACCAUCGUCAGUGUCACCGAGCUCAUCAGUGCCAUGAAGCAGAUAAAGGACAUUCCAGAACACAAACUCCUCAGUUUGGCCACAGCACUGGACGAGAAUAAGGACGGCAAGAUUGACAUUAAUGACCUGGUCAAGGUGAUCGAGCUGGUGGACAAAGAAGAUGUUCACAUCUCCACCAGCCAGAUGGCUGAGAUUGUGGCCAUGCUGGAGAAGGAGGAAAAAGUGGAGGAAAAGGAGAAAGCCAAGGGCAAGGCUGGGAAGGAGGCUGCAGAGGCCAAGAAUUAAGCGCUGUCCUGUCUGCCUGCUCCCGCCACAUGAUCCUGCCAACAGAGUGAUUUUUAGAGGUGAUUCUUAGUGACAGAGCUAAUACUUUAUCUGGAAUAAAUUGGAAGCUUCCAUGA
Sorex fumeus (smoky shrew) is the source of this 2554-nucleotide messenger RNA. RefSeq names its product leucine zipper and EF-hand containing transmembrane protein 1 (gene LETM1). Lineage: Eukaryota; Metazoa; Chordata; Mammalia; Eulipotyphla; Soricidae. Gene Ontology annotation, biological process: intracellular monoatomic cation homeostasis. Gene Ontology annotation, cellular component: mitochondrial inner membrane. The record is from RefSeq and is a predicted model, not a curated record. The transcript is spliced from 14 exons. Gene Ontology annotation, molecular function: ribosome binding; calcium ion binding. The coding region runs from base 216 to 2438 and encodes 740 amino acids.